Molecule: messenger RNA, 1059 nt
Organism: Raphanus sativus (radish)
Lineage: Eukaryota; Viridiplantae; Streptophyta; Magnoliopsida; Brassicales; Brassicaceae
Product: NADH dehydrogenase [ubiquinone] iron-sulfur protein 8-A, mitochondrial
Exons: 8
Coding region: 84-752 (222 amino acids)
Biological process (GO): mitochondrial electron transport, NADH to ubiquinone; mitochondrial respiratory chain complex I assembly
Cellular component (GO): membrane
Molecular function (GO): NADH dehydrogenase activity; 4 iron, 4 sulfur cluster binding
Source: RefSeq, a predicted model, not a curated record
UCUGAGAAUUUGUCAUUUUUGUUUUCUCGUCAAUCCGAGUGAAGAAGGAAGGAAGGACCCUAAACCGAAUCCAUCAAAAAUCAAUGGCUUCGAUGCUGGCUCGCAGGUCACUGAAUACUCUUCGUGCUCGCCAUCUUGGUUUGUCAGGGCAAGCUUUGCAGGGAUCUCAUCUUUCUGGAUUUCAGUCCCGUCCUAUUUCUUACGGCUCCAAGAAAGAUGAUGAAGAAGAGGAGCAACUUGCCAAGGAAAUCUCCAAGGACUGGAAUACUGUGUUUGAACGGAGUAUAAACACACUAUUUCUCACUGAAAUGGUGCGUGGUUUGUCGUUGACCCUCAAGUACUUCUUUGAUCCCAAAGUUACUAUCAAUUAUCCAUUUGAGAAGGGUCCACUGAGCCCUCGUUUCCGUGGUGAACAUGCUCUUCGUCGUUAUCCUACUGGCGAAGAACGCUGCAUUGCCUGCAAACUCUGUGAAGCUGUAUGUCCAGCUCAAGCAAUCACAAUAGAAGCAGAGGAGCGGGAAGAUGGAAGCCGCAGAACCACUAGGUAUGACAUCGACAUGACAAAAUGCAUUUACUGUGGUUUCUGUCAAGAAGCGUGCCCCGUUGAUGCAAUUGUCGAAGGGCCUAACUUUGAAUUCGCAACCGAGACACACGAGGAACUACUCUAUGACAAGGAAAAGCUUCUUGAGAAUGGAGAUCGAUGGGAGACUGAGAUUGCUGAGAAUCUUAAAUCAGAGAGUCUCUACCGUUAGAAAACAAACAUUCUACAACAGUCUUUGCUUCAAGUUAUUCCCCGAGAAAACGUUUAUCGGUUGCUUCUGUUAGAAAUAAAAAAGAUGAGAUCUUAUGCGUUUGAAAACUCCUCUUUUGUUUUCCAGCUUUGUCCUGUGUAAUUGAAUUGUUUGCUUGUAUCGACCUGAUUUUGAUUUCCGGUGAAGUUUGUUCGUUUUUCGCUGAAGACUGAAAACUAGGCCAGGGUGUCCCGGUUAUGACCAGGUUUUCAGGUUGAGUUUCAUAAUAUCUGUUCGGUUCUAUUCGGUUAAUAAUACUUUGGAUACA